Molecule: messenger RNA, 1303 nt
Organism: Exophiala oligosperma
Lineage: Eukaryota; Fungi; Ascomycota; Eurotiomycetes; Chaetothyriales; Herpotrichiellaceae
Exons: 2
Coding region: 801-1271 (156 amino acids)
Source: RefSeq, a predicted model, not a curated record
GAUGAAUUUCACCUUGGCUUCCUUUAACCCUCGAUUAUGUCUCGUCCAGGUGUUAUACGAGUUCGACUAGGCCUGUGUCUCAUACCUGGCUUGAUGGACUGACUGACGUGUUCUUUCGCCUCUCGGCAUUCCACCCUACAUCUGCUGAAGACGGCACUCGAAGUUCCUGCAAAUACCUCAUUGAUUGUCACCAACUCCAGAAAACUGCACCAUUGUAUCAUUCAGGCAGAUCUUACCUCCACUGAUCCUCCUGUUUUGACAGAAUAUCGCGGCUUGAUCCUGGCCAACCGACAUAAAAGCCCUGAUCAGCGUCUGAGACCAUGCGAGCGCAAUGGCUUCGUCCAAACUUCAUGAUAUUCUGGGUCCUCCAAUGGAGGAUGCAUCAGAAGGUAGUAGCAUUUUGCCCUUCUGGCUGACUGGCAGGGUUUCGUGCUGUCUGACCUUUCGUUUCAGAGACUUUUGAAUUGUUCAGUCAAGAAAUCCCAAGUAACAAUCUGGGGUUCAUCGAUUCCAGACAGGACACUAUUCAGGUCGAAGUCGCUGGCCAUGAGUAUGAACUACAACAAUCCCCAGGACUCUUGAAUUCCAACCGGAAAGAAGGUACUACAGGAGCAGUCUUGUGGAAAGUCACGCCUCUGUUAGCUGCGUGGCUGGCCUCUUUUCCAUCAGUAUUGGCUGAUCUCAAUGUACUACAUGCUAAUGCUACUGUGGUUGAAUUGGGUUGCGGGCUGGCUGGCCUCGUAGGCCUGGUCCUCUCUCGUCUCGUCAAGUGUUAUGUGCUCACUGACCAGGAGUAUGUGAUGAAGUAUCUGAAGGAGAACAUAUCAGCCAAUUCAAGUACGAAUGAGCCUCGAUCGAGAUCUACAAAGAAACGCAGCAGCUCAAGGGUACCCAUUCUGACUUCAUCUCUCAAAACCAUGGCACUCGACUGGGAGACUGAUCGGGCUGAAAAUCUCCUCUCGGUCAUCUCGUCUGAGGACUCCAUUGAUCUGGUGAUUCUCUGCGAUUGUGUCUACAACGACUUUCUUGUCAAACCCUUGGUCCAGAUGGUAACGGACAUCUGUUAUCUGGGAGCAUCCACGCCAAAGUCGACAGUCGUAUUGAUAGCUCAACAGCUUCGAUCAGAUUCGAUCUUCGAGCUCUUUCUGGACAGCCUGAUGCAAGAGUUCUAUGUAUGGAGAAUGCCUGAUGAGAAAAUCUCCCCCAACCUCCGCUCAACCUCGGGAUACGUUGUUCAUCUCGCGAUGCUGAAGUUAGCAGCCACGAUGUAGAAGAUAGAAUGGAAUGAUAUAGAAGAGAAAGG